UGGGAAAUAUGCAAUUCUUUGCCGUAGAGUUGCGCCAAGUCGCUUAUUUCCAUCUUGAGGGCAAAUUAAAGACUGCUGUGGUGGUAUAAUCAAUUGUUUUGUGUGUUGACAGAGCAAUUAAAACGCAAUGAUUAAUGUAAAAGUCAUAAAUUCGGGUCAAAAUUCUAGUCAAAAUGGCCGCUCGAUGAGAGCAAAUGGCGGCAUCAGCCACCACCAAAGUUUAUUCGUUGGAGGAAGUGGCACGACAUGAUGGUAAAGAUGGACGUAGAGUUUGGAUUAUUUACAAGGAUGCUGUUUAUGACGCGACAGGUUAUGAGCACCCUGGAGGGUUUGAAUUGAUCAUGGAAUUCGCGGGAAAAGAUGCCUCAAUUGCCUUUGACAAUGCCAAUCAUAGCAGUGUUGCAAGGAGGGAUUUACAAGAGAGGAAAAUCGGUGAAUUAAGAAUGAGUGAUCGUUCACAAAGACUGCGAGGUGCGAGUUCUAGAUCAGUGAAACGUGCAGACACACCAAAAGAACCUCGAGGAAGCACUUAAUUUAAUUUUUCAAAAUUGGUAAUAACGUCCAUUUUGGAACUGGUUGUUGCGUACACAAAAAACAUCUUUUUUCGUGAUUUUUUAUUACAAAGAAACUUUGAAAUUUACAAAAAUAUGUAUAAGUUAACCUUGAAAAAUUUAAAAACACAAGCGAAUUAAAAAAUCGAGUGCCGUGCUAAAAUAUCUUCAUAAAAAAAUGGACGUCGUCAACGAUUGAGCCUCAAAUUUCGCCAUGAGAGAAAAGAAAAAAACCCUAAACACAAAAUGCACAAUUGGUCCUAAACUACUGUACAAAAUCUACGCUUAUUAUUGUAUGAUUACGUCGUCAUAAACACAAGGCAAGAUUGUUCCGUAUUUUAUUAC
This is a messenger RNA of Tribolium madens (black flour beetle), 896 nucleotides long. Its product is annotated as cytochrome b5-like. Gene Ontology annotation, molecular function: heme binding. The record is from RefSeq and is a predicted model, not a curated record. Lineage: Eukaryota; Metazoa; Arthropoda; Insecta; Coleoptera; Tenebrionidae. Gene Ontology annotation, cellular component: intracellular membrane-bounded organelle; membrane. The transcript is spliced from 4 exons. Bases 195 to 533 code for a protein of 112 amino acids.